GCUCCAACAUGGCGUGGAGGAGCUGCUCCGUCCUGCUCAGACUGACCGGAGAUGAGCUGCUGCGGGGCUCCGUGAGGGGAAGCAGGUUGACUCAUGGCUUCCAGCAGCAGCGAUGUGGCUUCAGGAAAGCCGCCAGGAAGCCAGAAGCUAAGCGAGCGGAGGAGGAGUUGGGUUCGACCCGCUUGGAGCCUCAGAGGAAGAACCAGGAGCCUCUCUGGGAGCCGCUGCCUCCUCCUUCCCCCAGCAGGGGGCCAACGCUCAGCCGCCUCAUCAAACCCAUGCUCUUCACUGUGGGGUUUACAGGCUGCUCCUUCGGCUCGGCGGCCAUCUGGCAGUACGAGUCUCUGAAGUCUCGCGUGCAGAGCUACUUCGACGAGGUGCGAGCCGAUUGGCUGGAGAAGAUCCGGCCUCAGAAACGAGGAGACGUCCGCAAAGAGAUCAACCAAUGGUGGAGCAGCCUGAGUGAAGGUCAGCGGACGGUCACAGGGAUCAUUGCUGCGAACAUCGUGGUGUUCUGCUGUUGGAGAGUCCCGUCGAUGCAGCGCUUCAUGUUUAAAUACUUCACUGCUAACCCCGCCGCCAAGACGCUCUGCUCUCCGAUGCUUCUCUCCACCUUCAGUCACUUCUCGUUCUUCCACAUGGCCGCUAACAUGUACGUUCUGUGGAGCUUCUCCUCCAGCGCUGUUUCCAUGCUGGGGAGAGAACAGUUCAUGGCCGUCUACAUGUCUGCAGGAGUUAUUUCUACGUUUGCCAGUUAUGUGUGUAAGAUGGUCACUGGGAGGUUCGGCCCGUCUCUCGGAGCGUCUGGAGCCAUCAUGACCGUCCUCGCUGCUGUUUGUACCAAAAUGCCAGAAGCUAAACUGGCCAUCAUCUUCCUCCCAAUGUUCACCUUCACUGCUGCUAACGCUCUGAAGGCCAUCGUUGCCAUGGAUACGGCCGGUGUGGUGCUGGGAUGGAAGUUUUUUGAUCACGCUGCUCAUUUAGGAGGAGCGGCGUUCGGGAUCUGGUACAUCAUGUUCGGUCACGAGUUGAUCUGGAAGAACCGCGAGCCGUUCGUUAAGUUCUGGCACGAGCUUCGGACUCGAGGCGGGCCGAGCGGCGGCGGGAACGGUCCGGGAGGAUCCAUCUAACACCUGGAACCCUGAAACCUGAAACCAAGAGACUCCUAAAACCUUUAAAUAUGUAUAAAUGUACAGAUGUGCAGAAAACAGCAGGAAGAAGACGCAGCAGCAGCAUCGAGCUCCUUUCUGCUUCCUCACG
This is a messenger RNA of Scomber japonicus (chub mackerel), 1260 nucleotides long. RefSeq names its product presenilins-associated rhomboid-like protein, mitochondrial. Gene Ontology annotation, cellular component: membrane. NCBI's taxonomy places the organism in Eukaryota, Metazoa, Chordata, Actinopteri, Scombriformes, Scombridae. Gene Ontology annotation, molecular function: serine-type endopeptidase activity. The record is from RefSeq and is a predicted model, not a curated record.